Molecule: messenger RNA, 3073 nt
Organism: Thunnus maccoyii (southern bluefin tuna)
Lineage: Eukaryota; Metazoa; Chordata; Actinopteri; Scombriformes; Scombridae
Gene: loxl2b
Product: lysyl oxidase-like 2b
Exons: 14
Coding region: 206-2506 (766 amino acids)
Biological process (GO): peptidyl-lysine oxidation; sprouting angiogenesis
Cellular component (GO): membrane
Molecular function (GO): copper ion binding; protein-lysine 6-oxidase activity
Source: RefSeq, a predicted model, not a curated record
UGUCCGGUGAGGUCAUCUUAAAGGUGGGCGUCAGUGGGCGGGGCCACUGCUGCUCCGGUCCAAAGCCAGCGAUUUGCAUGAGGGAGUGAAAGUUGAGGAGAGAAGGAGAAGCAGCAGCUGACUUUGGGCUUUGGUCUGGAAGCACUGAGCUGCAUACUGCAGGAGAACAACGGUCCUCAGCGGCGAGAAGAAAAUUGUGACCAAAAUGCUGGCCACGCAGUACCUGCCCUGCUGGACGCUCAGUCUAUUAGUGCUGUUUGAGCUGGUCCUUGCCCAGUAUGAGCACCUGGGCUACCCUCCAGGCUACCCGGAGCCGGAGCAGGAACACUACACCGCCCCGCAGCUGUCACCGGACACACCCAGGAUUCAGCUCCGAUUGGCGGGAGACAAGAGGAAACACAAUGAGGGCCGCGUGGAGGUUUUCUACAACAACGAGUGGGGGACUGUUUGUGAUGACGACUUCACCAUCCAUGCUGCUAAGGUGGUGUGCCGGGAGCUGGGCUACCUGGAGGCCGUCUCAUGGUCACCGUCCUCGAAGUAUGGGAAAGGACAAGGACCCAUCUGGUUUGACAAUCUCCACUGCACUGGCAAAGAGAAGACCUUGGCGCUGUGUCCCUCCAAUGGGAUCGGUGUUUCAGACUGCAAACACAGUGAAGAUGUAGGCGUGGUGUGCAGCGACAAAAGGAUCCCGGGAUUUAAAUUUAUCAACACCCUGCCCAACCAUGUGGAGAGCCUUGAUAUCCAAGUGGAGGACGUGCGCAUUCGAGCCAUCCUGUCAUCCUACCGUAAGCGUAUCCCGGUGACAGAGGGCUAUGUGGAGGUCAAGGAUGGCGGUAAAUGGAAGCAGAUCUGUAAUGCAGACUGGAACCAGUUUAACAGCAGAGUCAUCUGUGGCAUGUUUGGCUUCCCCGGGGAGAGGAAGUACAAUGCCAGAGUCUACAAGAUGUUUGCUCGCAGGAGAAAGCCAACGUACUGGGACUACUCUGUCAACUGCACCGGCAACGAAGCCCAUUUGUCCAGCUGUAAACUGGGUCAGGCGACAUCACUGAAGUCCAACGAGACCUGUGCUGGAGGGUUGCCUGUGGUGGUGAGCUGCGUUCCUGGCAGAGCCUUUUCCCCCACCCCCUUGUCUGGGUUCAGGAAGGCCUUCAGACAAGAGCAACCGCUGGUCCGUCUGCGCGGCGGGGCCAUCGUAGGCGAGGGCCGAGUGGAGGUGUUGAAAAACGGAGAGUGGGGCACCAUAUGUGACGACAACUGGAACCUGCUGUCUGCUACCGUGGUGUGUCGAGAGCUGGGCUUCGGUACCGCCAAGGAGGCCCUGUCUGGAGGUCGCCUGGGACAAGGUAUGGGCCCGGUCCAUAUGAACGAGGUGGAGUGCUCUGGGUUUGAGAAGUCCAUCACUGAGUGCUUCUUCAACAAGGAGGCUCUGGGUUGCAGCCAUGAGGAGGACGCAGCCGUCAGAUGUAACGUCCCUGCGAUGGGCUUCCAGGAGAGGCUGCGUCUGAGUGGUGGUCGUAACCCCUAUGAGGGACGUGUGGAAGUGCUGGUGGAGAGAAACGGCUCUCUGGUGUGGGGGACGGUGUGCAGUGAAGGCUGGGGAACCAUGGAGGCCAUGGUGGUCUGCAGACAGCUGGGCCUGGGUUUCGCCAGCAACGCUUUCCAGGAGACAUGGUAUUGGCCGGGGGAGGUUAAUGCAGAUGCUGUGGUGAUGAGUGGCGUUCGCUGCUCUGGUACUGAGAUGUCUCUGUCCCACUGCCUGCACCACGGAGCCCACCUCACCUGCUCGAAAGGAGGCGGACGCAAUGCCGCUGGCGUCUCCUGCUCUGAGACGGCUCCAGACCUGGUGCUGAACCCUCAGGUGGUGGAACAGACCACCUACAUGGAGGACCGACCCAUGUUCAUGCUGCAGUGUGCGUACGAGGAGAACUGUCUGUCCUCCACCUCCAGCGCCACACCGGCCAACUCCUACCGCCGCCUGCUGCGCUUCUCCUCCCAGAUCCACAACAACGGCCAGUCCGACUUCCGGCCCAAAGCCAGCCGUCACUCCUGGGUGUGGCACGACUGUCAUAGACAUUAUCACAGCAUGGAGGUGUUUACUGUCUAUGACCUGUUCAGCCUCAACGGAACCAAAGUGGCAGAAGGACACAAAGCCAGUUUUUGCCUGGAAGAUUCAGAGUGUGAUGAAGGUAUUGAGAAGGUUUAUGAAUGCGCUAAUUUUGGAGAUCAGGGCAUCACUGUGGGCUGCUGGGAUACCUACAGGCACGACAUCGACUGCCAGUGGGUGGACAUCACUGACGUCAAACCUGGAGAUUACAUUUUCCAGAUUAUAAUUAAUCCAAACUAUGAAGUGCCCGAGUCAGACUACAGCAAUAACAUCAUGAAAUGCAGAUGUCGAUAUGAUGGUCAUCGUGUGUGGAUGUACAGCUGCCAUAAUGGUGGCUCAUUAAGCACUGAAACAGAGCAGACAUUCCCAGGCCUCCUGAACAACCAGGUGACCCACAGGUAAAGAAGAAGCAGAGGAGAGGAGUCGACCGGCUGUUCCCCCUCCUACAGGGAGACUGUCUGAAGCCCACCAACCACUACACAUCUGUGGUGGAUUCCCCCUGCCAGCCUUGCCCUGGUCAAAUCAUCCUUUUAUGUUCCCCUCAUCCAUAAGGCAGCAGCUUUCUUUGACCCUCCAUCCUCCUUUUUUUUUUCUCCCCAGCUGAAAGAAUAUUUGAUCCCCUCCUCCUGUCCAAACAGAGGCAGCUACAGCCUUACCAACACUUCCAUCCUCCCUGAGGGCAGUGGAGCUCUCCGCCUGCCCUGUGACUUUUGAAUGAGUGAUGAAAUCAACCUGCUGGGAAGGGGCAGGUAUUUAACACCAGGUGCAGCGUCGGGGAAUGUCAUCCAAGAUGUGCAUUCUUUGAAGUGCAGCACUCUAACAGAGCCCGGCUGCAGUGCUUUUUUGUUCAAAGCUCACCCCGGAGAGUUUGGAUGUCUGUGCCGGGUCACCUGAGGAUGGCGAGGAAUCGUCGAUAACAGCGGCUCCGGUCUGUGUUUGGAAAUAAAUGCUUCAUUCUUUCCGCUUGCA